AGAGGCAAAGAAAACACACUUUUCUGCUCUACACCUGAGCACUCACUUGUUUUGUUGCUGCUGCUGCGAGUUCAUGGGCGAAACCGUUUUCCGAAUCCUCUGCCCCGCCGGCCAGACCGGCGGCAUCGUUCGAAACGGCGGCGCAUUCAUCCGCCAGGUCCGCGAGGAAACCGGCGCCAGGAUUCGCGUCGAGGAUUCCGUUCCCGGAUGUAAAGAGCGCAUGAUAGUUAUUGUAUCCGACAAAGAGAGUACUUCCAAAAAUAUCGACGCAAGCGGCGACGAGUCGAUGGUGGGUGAAGAUGAAGAAGUGUCGCAAGGGCAGCAGGCUUUAGUUAGGGUUUUCGAGAGGAUUGCUGAAGAAAGAAGUGGGGUUUCUUCCACGGAGAGCGAGUUCGAGGAGAGAGAUGGAGGAGGAGGUCAUAAUAAUAUAGGUGGUGGUGGAGAGGGAGCGGUGGUGUGUAGGUUGUUGGCGCCGAGUAGUCAGGUUGGGUGUGUGCUUGGGAGAGGAGGGAGGAUUGUGGAAAGAAUAAGGCAUGACAGUGGCGCUCGAGUUAGGAUUUUGCAGUAUGAUCAGAUUCCGCCUUGUGCAUUUCCCGGCGAUGAGUUGAUUCAGAUAACAGGGAAUUUUUCAGCUGUGAGGAAAGCACUGUUGUCUGUUUCAAGCUGUCUUCAGGUUAACUCAGGGGCAAAUGCUGUCAACUCUGCUGCUACCAGAUCAUCAGGCCUGGCACAACACGGAACUGGUACUGAGAAUAUUGGACCCAACCACAGGUUGGUGGUAACUGAGGAAGAGGUUGUGUUUAGGUUGUUGUGUCAAGUUGACAAAAUCAGGAGUUUGAUAGGGAAAGGUGGCUCUAUAUUGCGGGUAUUGCAGAGUGAAACUGGCGCAUCUAUCAAGAUUGCUGAUUCAGCUCCUGAUUCAGAUGAGACUCUUGUUGUAAUAUCUGCAAGAGAGCACUCAGAGCAAAGACAUUCUUCAGCACAGGAUGCUGUUAUUCGCGUGCAUUGUAGAAUUGCAGAGAUAGGAUUUGAGCGUGGUGCUGCAGUUGUUGCUAGGCUUCUUGUUCAUUCACAGCAGAUUGGUUGUCUAUUGGGUAAAGGGGGUAGCAUCAUUAAUGAAUUAAGAAGAGUAACUGGUGCUAGCAUACGUGUCUUUCAAGAGGAACAAGUUCUGAGAUUUGGUUCUGAGAAUGAUGAAGUCGUCCAGGUCAUUGGCAGCUUGCAGUCUGUACAGGAUGCUUUAUUUCGGAUUACAAGCAGGCUUCGGCAAACCAUCUUUGCAGUCAAACCACAUCAUGCGGGUGUUAGUGGCUCACAGUAUUUGCCCCCUUAUUCAGAAAUGCCGCCACCUAUGUUUAGGUCAAGGCAUGAUCCUGGUUCCCCAGUUCAUUACCCUUCGCCCGCCAUACUCCCUCGUGGUGUUGACCGUGUUCCUUUUCCACCCCAACCCCUUGAUCCCCGUCCUUUUUCACAUGAUACAGAUCAUGUUGGUCCAACCUAUUUUGACCGUAUGCCAUAUCCGUAUGGCAGUGAGAGACCAGGACAUGGUCCAUCAUUUGAUUGGCAACCCUCCCCGAGAGAGUGGACAUAUCAGGCAGGUUCCCGUGGCAAUCCAAGGGAAGUUGCUGAAAUUGGGGGAGGCUUUGCAUUUAGCAGCGUUCCUAUAGGAAGUCGAAAUCUAGCCCCAAAUUCUGCUAGCAUGACUGUUGAGGUUGUAAUUCCUCAGACAUUGCUGGGGCAUGUUUAUGGGGAGAAUAACGGUAACCUGAAUCAGAUUAGGCAGAUCUCGGGUGCAGAGGUAUUUGUCCACGAUCCAAGACCUGGAGCUACUGAAGGGGUGGCGGUAGUAUCAGGAAUGCGGGAUCAACUACAUGCUGCUCAGAGCCUUAUCCAUGCCUUUAUACUAGCAGAGUUGCCAUUUUGAAACAUGGCUUGAUCAGUAUCAAAAGUACAGAGAGCGCUUCAACCAACUUUUAUCCUUUUCCUGCUGUAGCAGGAAAGAGGGAUAUUUUAGACCACAAUUUGUACAUCCUUUUAGGUGCCAUUAUAGUAUCUAUUUCUUCCAAUCGAGUUCUGACCCUUCUAAAAUGAAAACAGUUUGUGAUUUUUGCUAGAGAAAGAACAAGUAAACAGGCUGGCUAUUCCAGGCAAUUAAUUUAUCAUUAGUUUUGCUCA
Rhododendron vialii is the source of this 2175-nucleotide messenger RNA. Its product is annotated as KH domain-containing protein HEN4. Gene Ontology annotation, biological process: regulation of gene expression. The record is from RefSeq and is a predicted model, not a curated record. Bases 74 to 1924 code for a protein of 616 amino acids. Gene Ontology annotation, molecular function: mRNA binding. The transcript is spliced from 8 exons. NCBI's taxonomy places the organism in Eukaryota, Viridiplantae, Streptophyta, Magnoliopsida, Ericales, Ericaceae. Gene Ontology annotation, cellular component: cytoplasm; nucleus.